GCCGGGCCGAGUAGAGAGCGCUCCCGAGUCGACACCCGAUCGCACCCGAAGUCGCUCGGCUACACCCGAAGUUGACCCGAAGGCACCCGAGGGGGACUUUCCGCUGGGGAGUACACUUGCACGCUUGUUUGUCGGUUAGGGAUCCUUCUUCCCGGAAACCCUGCUUACUUGGGUUGAUUCCGUGACGCACGGGGUGCAGCGCGAAGACCCCACCACUCUCUUGUAGACGAGCAGCCUGAAGUUAAGAAGAACAUGAAUUCCGCUGAGGACUACCGCACCGCAAUGGAAGACCAACGGAGGUCUCGGCGACUGGAAGCUAAGCGCGGCGCCCUGGUGGACGUCCUCCCCGACGAGAUCCUGACCCAGGUGUUCAGCAACCUGUCCGACGGCCGCACCCUGCUGGACACACUGCCCUUGGUGUGCAAGCGGUGGUGCCGCGUGGCGCGCGACCCCGCUUCCUGGGCAGGUGUGCGGCUGGUGGUGAAGAACGACGUGGCUGACGAGGCCCGCAUCUUGCGGCGCGCGCCCGCUGCCAGGUCCCUGGAGAUCGAGGCGCGCUGGGCGCGGCGCUGCUUCACCAGGAAGUCCUACGUGCGGAAGCAGUACGCAGCGGGGGGCCGCUACGGCCCCAUCAACCGCUGCCGGCUGCGCGCCGCGCUGCGCUUCAGCAACGUGACAGUGCGGGAGAGCGUGACGAUCCUGGAGAAGGGCUGGUGGGUGGCCAAACUGCCGAAGCUCUGCUGGCCGCAGUCCGCCGCCAAGACGCCCAAGUCGAGCAUCGCGCGCUUCCUGGCGCGGCAGCCGCAGCUGCGGGAACUGCGCCUGCUGCUGGCCGCGGAGGCCGAGGGCGCGGCGAGCCUGGCCGCCAUCGCGCGGAUGCGGCGCCUGCAGACGCUGGAGCUGGUGACGCUGCCCGGCGCGGCUGAAACGUCGCCCACCUCUUCCUUCCAGGACGCCGGCAGCCGCCCCAGGCCCGUCGGCCAGGACGCCGUCGGCGCCGUGCGCCGCGCCUUCGAGCUCGCCCUGCAGAUGAAGACCCCCGCGCUGCGCUACGCCGCCGUGUCGCUCUGCCGAGGGGAGCACGGCAGGUUCUCGUUCCUGUCCCAGUCCGAGUUCGUCGCCGUGCGCGACGAGUUCGCCCUCCAGAUGCCGGACGUGGUGGUGGAACUGCUCGUCGACGGCCCUUCCUGCGCUGAGUGUGGCUACAGCAAAGCCUGUCCCGGGCUGGGCUGGAAUGGCGAAGCCAACUCGGAUGAUGACGAUGACAGUGAUGCUUACUACUAG
Molecule: messenger RNA, 1284 nt
Organism: Thrips palmi
Lineage: Eukaryota; Metazoa; Arthropoda; Insecta; Thysanoptera; Thripidae
Exons: 5
Coding region: 253-1284 (343 amino acids)
Molecular function (GO): protein binding
Source: RefSeq, a predicted model, not a curated record